AUGUGUCAAAGCAAACGGUUUAUACCUACCUCACAUGAAAUUAAAAUUAUUUUACGCUGUGCUGAUAAAACAAAAAUAUUGUUUGGCAAUGCUGGACAUUGUGGUGCGGCAAAUGUUCAUUUUGAUGAUUUUAAAAUUACUAUUCCGGGUAUGAAACCAAAAUUACAAUUGAGUCAAGCAAUUAAUCAGGCAAUGAUUCAAAAUGGUGAAGAGGGUAAAUAUUAUGUAACAACCCAUCGUUUUGUACCCACACCUGUGUUGGCACAAACACAACGCAUAGAUUUAAAUGAUCUAUUUACAGGUGCACGCCCCACAAGGGUUAUCACAUAUAUGAAAUUGCAAACUAGAUAUAAUGGCGCACACAACCUUAACCCUAAUUUAAUAGCAUUCCCUGAUUUACAAUUUUAUGGAUUAAAAAUUAACGAGGCUUUUGUACAACCUUUGGUUCAAAAUUCUCGUGAAGCAUAUCGUAAUUUUCGAACCAUUUUGAAUCGUCGCUAUGAUGAAAUGCCAUUUUCUCACAAGGAUUAUCAAAGCAGUUACGGUAUUAUUGUAACUGAUUUGUCAGAAAAUAAAGAUAGUUUUAAUCAGGUUUUACCAAAUUCUACCAUCGGUGUAAUAAGUUUGGAAAUGAGGUUUAAUCAACCUUUGGCACAUCAAUAUCAAUUAAUCAACAUUGCGGAAUUUCGUAAUCAAUUGUUUGUUGGCUAUCAAAAUCAAGCACACACGAAAUAUGACUUUUAA
This is a messenger RNA of Paramuricea clavata, 744 nucleotides long. Lineage: Eukaryota; Metazoa; Cnidaria; Anthozoa; Malacalcyonacea; Plexauridae. The record is from the annotation of a GenBank genome assembly.